CAAAGAUGGCGGCGAUUUUUUUCGGCCGCACACCACGAAGGAUCCCUCGCGGUCCGUACAGUCCAGUGGCGGGAGAGGUCCGAGACCGGCCGCGUCGAAACCCAGAAGGCUGCGGGAAGCGAGAGCAGCAGGAAAAGACAAACAACUAGGGCGACAUUCCGCCUUUGCUGGACCUUUCCGUUUGACGGGAGUGAACUGGAUUUGACAUCGACAGUGACCUGAAGUGUCUCAUAACGUUGCAAUGGAAUCUUCGCUGAUUGGAUAUACAACUGCAGGGGCAUGCCGAUGGCAGCUGUUGACAGCUGAGGAGUGGUUUUGCUGUGGCUCAAGUCUGGAUCUAAUCAGUGCAGCGUGUGGGUUUGAAAGGGGCGUGCUACUUGGGUGCUUGGACUAUGACCGUGAGCGACCAACGGGCCUUCUUGGUGGACCUGGGUGGCAGCUUCAAUGAGGAUGCUCCCAGACCUCCUGUCCCUGGGGAAGAAGGCGAACUGGUACUCACCGGCGGCCGCCAGUACCACCCUGCCUUUCCAUCCAAGAACCUUAAAUGUGAGGCGUCGGUUGCUACCCCUCGGCGACCCGACCUGGACUUGGGCUACGAGCCGGAGGGCAGCGCCUCCCCGACUCCGCCUUACGUGAGAUGGGCGGAGUCCCUUCACUCCCUCCUGGAUGACCAGGAUGGCAUCCAUCUGUUUAGGACGUUUGUCAAACAGGAGGCAUGUGUCGACCUGUUGGACUUCUGGUUUGCUUGCAGCGGUUUCCGCAAGCUCGAAGCCAGCAAGGGCAAUGACGACAAGCGUUUAAAACUGGCCAAAGCCAUCUAUAAGAAAUACAUCCUGGACAACAACGGCAUUGUUUCCAGGCAGAUCAAACCAGCGACCAAGUCCUUCAUCAAAGACUGUGUGAUGAAGCAGCACAUCGAUUCCGCCAUGUUUGACCAGGCUCAGACCGAGAUCCAGACCAUGAUGGAGGAAAACACCUACCCUUUAUUUCUUAAAUCCGACAUAUAUUUAGAAAGCACGCAGACACAAGGUGAGAGUCCCAAAUUGUACGCCGAUCAAAGUCCAACUUCUGGCAGCGGAAAAAGUCUGGUGGGUUAUUUGCCGACGUUAAAUGAGCACGAGGAAUGGAGAUGCGACCAAGACCCUGAAGAGAUGCCUGAUUGUGACCCUACUCCCAGCAGCAGGCUCGCGCAGAGACUGCUCAUGGAAACGCCACAACAACGCACUGCCAACAGAUUCCAGGAUGAGUACAGACUUGCCACCUGUCGGGAGCCUGCCAACCGCUACUACGCCAACGCCGGUCAUGCAUUGGCGCCCGCCACCAGCGCCAACGACAGUGAGCAGCAGAGUAUGUCCAGCGACGGGGACACGCUUUCCCUCACAGACAGCAGUGUUGAUGGUGUCCCACCCUACAGAUACCAUAAGCCUCAUCGGCGGGAGAUGCAAGAGAGCGCUCGAGCAAACGGGCGUGUGCCUUUGCCUCUCAUCCCCCGCACAAACAGGAUUCCGAAGGACAUCCACAUUGUGCCGGAGCGCUUUGCCGCUGACCUGAUCCUCCGCUUGGAGGGCGUUCUGCGAGAGCGGGAGACAGAAGAGCGUCUGGAGAGACUACGACUGGAAGAGGAAGUCGAUGAAAUGAACACGUCAUUUGCCAACCAUCGGUUCCCCGAUGCUGUUCAUCCGCAGAAUUCCAACUAUGCCGACUACUUCCAGAGGGACUCCCACGAGGAGAACCCGGAGAGCAUUCUGGAUGACCACGUCCAGCGCGUCAUGAAGACUCCAGGCUGCCAGUCGCCGGGAACGGGACGCCAUUCUCCCAAGUCCUGCUCGCCAAGCGGCUUCCUCGGGGGUAAAGGGAUUACGGUGCCAUCUCUGAGUAAAUAUGCAUCCAGGCAUUGUCUCAAGGGAGAGUCCGGCCACAUGCACCACUACAAAGCUGGGGUCGGGAAGUCCAAAGAGCAAAUGGAGUCACCCUGGGGAGAAGACGUGGGUCAUGGACCCAAGUCUUGCAUGUUUGCAGAUGGCAUUGGAUUUACAAACAUGGAGCAUAUAACUCAUGGAAGCAAAGGCGGUCUGCAGUGUAGGCGAGCAUGCAAGCGUGGGGAGGAGGUGCCAGGUCCUGGAGAUGACAUGGAGAAGAACCAGAAGAUCUUCUUAUGGCUGAUGGAGGGGCAGAAGGAGAUGAUCCGACACAAAAGGAGUCCCUAUGGCAGCACCACAGACUCUAAGAAGGUUCCUGGCCACGCUGGAUCCCAUCCCGGCUCAGCCUGGGACAACGUGCAGCCAUCGCAUCCUUUCAUCCAGGACCCCACCAUGCCCCCCAACCCAGCCCCGAGCCCCCUCAUCCAGCUAGAGGAGGUCCGCAGGCGUCUGGAGGAGGAGAAACUCAAGUCUGGAGUUUUGCAACCCAAGCAGAGGUAUGUGAUGGAGGUCAUCCAGCGAGGUCGCACUGCGGUCAGGCCUGCACUUGUCCCUCCACUCAGCAUGGUGCCUGCCGUUUCUGACUGCGCGCCCUCCGAGCCCGAACACAAAGCUCCUCAGAAGCAAUCGUGUGACAACACCACGGUGGCGUAUUAUUUCUGCGGGGAGCCAAUACCGUACAGGACGUCUGUCAAAGGGCGACUGGUGACGCUCGGCCAGUUUAAAGAGCUGCUGACCAAGAAAGGAAACUACAAGUAUUACUUUAAAAAGAAGAGCGACGAGUUUGACUGCGGGGUGGUGUUCGAAGAGGUGCGCGAGGACGACGCCACUUUGCCGAUAUUUGAGGAGAAGAUUAUCGGCAAGGUGGAGAAAAUCGACUGAAGAGCGACGAGAGGAAGGAAACGUACGUAGGCGGAAGGUGAACAGGAAGUGAGGAGCAGGUUGGCAAGUCACAUGUAGCUUUGUAACGUUUAUUAGACGAAUGAAAAACACAAAAGCGCUGCAUAUUUUGUACAGUUCUUUCUAAAGUCAACUUUUUAUACAUAUAUACAUUAUAUGUAUGGAUACCAGAUGUGUACAGUUUGUGUAACAAAUAACUACAUUUUAUAUCUAUUUAACUAUUUAAAAUGCUAAUUUGCAAUCUUAGUGGAAAAAACCCCUGAUGAAGACGAUCACUAUCCUUUUUUAUUGAAAGGGUUUAUAUUUAUUUGCCUCUUGGGUCGCUAAUGUUUUUGUUUUUUUAAGUAAUUUAUUUGGUGACAAUUUAGCAGCACUUUUCUAAGGUUUUCUGUUAUUUUGGUCUGUUUGGCACGGGCAGUUGUAAUAGCUUGUAUUCGCCUCGACGGUGGCGCUGUUCCUAUAUAGGCCGUAUUGUCACCAGGCCACGAUUGGGAUAGAAAAUGAAUUGAACUGAACUACGCUAAUUUUACUUGUAUUGGCUAUUUAUUCCAUUGUUGUGUAACUUUGCAUAACACUGAGCAAGAAGUCCAACACGUCAUUGUAGAGUUGAAUAUCUAUGCAAUCUGCCGACUCUUGAUAUAAUAGGGCUUCCUGAUACAAAACCUAUGACUCAUCUUUGUUAAAUUAUCUAAGCAUUUGAAUAGAAGCGUCUUCCGGCAGCAAUUCCUCUUUACGUUUAAAGGGGAACAUUAUCACAAUUUCAGAAGGGUUAAAACCAUUAAAAAUCAGUUCCCAGUGGCUUAUUUUAUUUUUCGAAGUUUUUUUCAAAAUUUUACCCAUCACGCAAUAUCCCUAAAAAAAGCUUCAAAGUGCCUGAUUU
Messenger RNA from Nerophis lumbriciformis (worm pipefish), 3699 nucleotides. RefSeq names its product axin 1 (gene axin1). The record is from RefSeq and is a predicted model, not a curated record. NCBI's taxonomy places the organism in Eukaryota, Metazoa, Chordata, Actinopteri, Syngnathiformes, Syngnathidae. Gene Ontology annotation, molecular function: identical protein binding; ubiquitin protein ligase binding; protein kinase binding. Gene Ontology annotation, biological process: negative regulation of canonical Wnt signaling pathway; positive regulation of proteasomal ubiquitin-dependent protein catabolic process; cell development. Gene Ontology annotation, cellular component: nucleus; beta-catenin destruction complex; plasma membrane.